AGUCCUAAAUCUUUGGCACGUCCUCGGACAGCUCCAAACCAGGGGUCCUUGAGGACCUGUUGGGUAGUGUCUAGGUGUGGUUAGCUCAGGUAAACCCAGAAAGUGAGUUUGGGCUGGUACUCUAAUAGUCUGCAUUUAAAGGUUUUAGAAGAGCAUUAUUUGUAAAAUGAAUCCAAUUCCGUCAAAUCUGAAAUCUGAAGCCAAGAAGGCUGCAAAAAUUUUGAGAGAGUUUACUGAAAUAAGUUCAAGAAAUGGACCUGAUGUAAUCAUACCAGCUCAUGUGAUAGCUAAAGCGCAAGGACUUGCUAUCAUCUCUGUGAUUAAAGCUGGAUUUUUAGUAACUGCUCGUGGAGGCAGUGGAAUUGUGUUGCGCCGCCUGCCAGAUGGAAGAUGGUCUGCUCCUUCAGCAAUAGGCAUUGCUGGUCUUGGUGGGGGUUUUGAGAUUGGAAUUGAGGUAUCUGAUUUGGUGAUAAUCCUGAAUCAGAAGCGUGCAGUUGAUGCUUUUGCAAAAGGGGGAAAUCUCACACUAGGUGGAAAUUUUACUGUUGCAAUUGGGCCCAUUGGCAGAAACUUCGAGGGAGACGUUGCUGUUAGAAAUACAGCAGCUGUCUACACAUACUGCAAGUCACGUGGGUUGUUUGCUGGAAUAUCAUUAGAAGGAUCUUACUUGAUUGAAAGAAAAGAGACCAAUCGCAAGUUUUACUGCGAGGACAUCCGAGCAUGUUCAAUUUUGUAUGGCGAUGUUGAGCCUCCAGCUGUAGCCCAUGAGUUGUAUGACAUAUUGAAUACAUUCGAUGAGCAGUACCAGAAGGAAGAACAGCGUGAAAAUAAGAAAAAAGUAAGAAGAGCACAAGCAAAGGCCAAAGAAUCACAAAAGCCCUCACCCGGACCACAACUUACACAGCCAUCUGUGAAUGGAGGAUUAAGAGUACAGCCUAGACACUGGCCACCACCUCAUCCUUACACUGAAAGUGCGUAACACAGCCUGAUGACAGAUCAACGGUAGAUUCAUCCUCUG
Messenger RNA from Rhincodon typus (whale shark), 1018 nucleotides. RefSeq names its product SH3 and SYLF domain containing 1 (gene sh3yl1). The transcript has 9 exons. Lineage: Eukaryota; Metazoa; Chordata; Chondrichthyes; Orectolobiformes; Rhincodontidae. Gene Ontology annotation, molecular function: phosphatidylinositol binding. The coding region runs from base 167 to 979 and encodes 270 amino acids. Gene Ontology annotation, cellular component: ruffle membrane. The record is from RefSeq and is a predicted model, not a curated record.